AUGGCAUCGUAUGGUGACAGUGACAACAUAUUACUCUACAUUUCACCAGAUGAAGUUAAUGAUUUUGUCGGCGAAUACACACGGGCAGGGUUAUGGGAAAAUGUUAUAAUGUUAUACUACGAAUUCCCCCAACAAGCUCAUACAGCAAUUAUCUCUGUUUUAGACUGUACUGCAUUACAUGUAGCUAUAGAUUUAUACGAAGAAAUCGUGGUUAAAGAGCUUGUGAAUGCAAUUUUGACGUACCAUAUCGAAGUUAGUGAUCAGAGUCAGAGUGAGAGAGUUGAAGCUUUGGAAAUGGAGAAUGAACGCGGUGACACCCCGUUGCAUUUUGCAGCAUCGAGAGGUUUUGCUAGAUUAUGUAAGUAUAUUAUUGGAGGAAAUAAUGAGAGGAUAUAUUUGUUGAGGCGUACAAAUAGACACGGCGAAACACCUCUUUUUCAAGCUGCUGUAAAUUGGAGAAAACAAACUUUUGCUUAUCUUGCUCAGAUUUCUAAAGAUAUAGUCACUUUGCAAGAUCUUGUUCGAGAUGAUGGUGAUAGUAUUCUUCACACCGCUAUCCGAGGAGAAUAUUUUGAUUUAGCUGUGAUAAUAGUAUAUUACUACGAUUUUCUAAGCACGCAUUUGAACAAAGAGAAUUCAACUCCUCUCAAAGUUCUUGCAACUAGGCCUUCCGCGUUCAAAAGUGCUGGCACCCUUCCGUUGUAUAAGCGAAUCCUAUACCACUGUACACUAGUGGAACCAGUCGAUGCGGAGAGAACAAUGAGAUGGAAUUUGAGAAAGAUGGAGGAUCGUCCGGAUUGUAAUAAGACGAAGUUUCCAACGAACUAUACAGCUUUAUAUGAUUUUGUUUCUAUAUGGUUAGGUGCAACAAUAUUUGGAAAAAAGAUUGGGAAAAAGAAACAGCUCGACCCGGAAGAUCCUCCAAAUCGGCUUGGAUCAGAUAAGUAUUCUGUUGAGUAUUUGCCACCAAAUUAUGUAACAUUUCAUCAAUUUUUCAAGUCUGCGUAUGUACAUAUUCUUGGCCUAUCAGGAGUAGAGUUAAAGGACAUAAAGAAUGUGAAAAAGAAGCAUCAAUGGAGUAGUCAGCUUUUGAAGGCUUUAAUGAAAAGACCUUACGCAGCAUUCACGGGAUGUGGAGGACGACCAACGGAUAUAGAACUUGAUCCUGACAUGUAUAAUGUAACCCAAGGUGGAGUCAGAGGGUUUGAAGAUUAUGUACUAGAAUCUGAUAACAUCGUUUAA
Molecule: messenger RNA, 1242 nt
Organism: Lathyrus sativus (Indian pea)
Lineage: Eukaryota; Viridiplantae; Streptophyta; Magnoliopsida; Fabales; Fabaceae
Source: the annotation of a GenBank genome assembly